AGCACGCCUCUGAGUCGACAUUUAUUCGUUUCGGGUAUCUUCGCGGCAAUUCUCGCGACUUUCAAAAACUGAUUGUCAUUUUUCACUAGAAGUAUAAGUACAAUAAAAUAGUAUAGAAGAGUUAUUCCAAUUCGAAGUGAAAAUGAGUAAAAGAAAAAAUACAUUUUCUGAAGAAAAAUGUCCUAAAACUCCCAAAACUGAAUGUAUUGGUGAAGAAAUUCAACCAAACUGGCAGGAUUUUGAGUUGUUGUCUCACGAAACUAACAUAGAUCCUACAGUAGCAAAAUCAGUGAUAAAACUUCUAGAUGAAGGCAAUACUAUUCCAUUUAUUGCAAGAUAUCGUAAAAAUAUGAUCAACAAUAUGACACCUGAAGAAUUGAGAGUUAUUAAAGAGGAAUAUGAAGAAAUUAUUCACUUGAAGUCCAAAUUGAAAAGUAUUACCAAAACUAUUGAAAAAACAGGUCAACUAAAUCAGCAUGUCAGGAGGUCAUUAGCUGCAGUAAGAACAAUUGAAGAAUUAGAGCAUUUGUAUGCCCCAUUCAAACCAGAAAGUAAAAGAAGUUUGGCAGAAAGAGCCAAAUCCAUUGGUUUAGAUAAACCUGCUCACAAUAUUCUUUAUAACAAGUGCCAAGAAGACCUUACUAAAUAUGUGAAAUCUGAUCAGGAAGGACUAAAAACUCUGAAAGAUGUACAGAAAGGCGUUGUCCACUUUAUAGCAUCAAUAAUAGCUAAUGAUACAGAAGUGUUAGGACAUGUCAGAGAAUUGAGGGAGAAACAUUAUUUUAUUAUCGAAACAAAAAAAAGUUCUACAAAGAAGGAUGAGAAAAAUUGUUCAGAUCACAAGAAUAAAAAUGUAGACGAGUCAAAAUAUAAAUUAUACUUCGACUUUAAAAUUAGUAAUACUGACAUAAAACCUCAUCAGGUUUUAGCAAUAAAUAGAGCAGAAAAUCAAAAAGUGUUGACUGUGAAAAUAAGCAUACCUGAUUUCAUUUUUAAUAAAUUCAAUUCAUUUUGUACAUGUAAGUUUGCAAUACAUCCAGGAAGUGAGGCCCGAUAUUUAAUAACGAAAGAAGGAAUUGAAGAUUGUUAUGAUAGAUUAGUUCGACCACUGCUGGUUAGAGAAACCAGAUCCACUCUUAAACUAAUGGCAGAAAAGGCUGCUAUGGAAACAUUCAGCCAAAAUUUGAAACAGUUACUACUUGUUAAUCCUAUUAAAGGAAAAUUUAUAUUGGGUAUUGAUCCUGGAUUCAAAAAUGGUUGUAAGUUAGCAUUAAUAUCUGAAACAGGUAGUCUACAUGCUAAAGCUACUAUUCAUCCCUUUUCUAGAAGUACUUCAGAUGAAGCAGCUUGUGUUCUUAAAGAUAUUCUAACAAAAUAUAGAUGUGAACUUAUAGCAUUAGGUAAUGGAACAGCUUGUAGAGAAACAGAAUCCUGGUUAUCAGAUUUAAUAAAUGCAAAUACAUUUUCACCUCUCAAGGUAGCCUAUACCAUUGUCAGCGAAGACGGGGCAUCAAUUUAUUCUUGUAGUCCUGAAGCAAAAAAAGAGUUUCCUGAUUUAGAUACAAAUAUAAUCAGUGCAAUUUCCUUAGCCAGAAGAGUUCAAGAACCUUUAGCUGAAUUGGUAAAGGUAGAACCACAGCAUUUAGGAGUUGGAAUGUACCAACAUGACCUAAGAAAAAAACAUCUCAAUGAAGCAUUACACGAAGUUGUAUCAGAGUGUGUUAGUUUUGUGGGUGUGGAUUUAAAUACAGCAUCUCAAUGUUUACUUAAGGAAAUAGCAGGGUUAUCUGAGAAAAGAGCGCUACAAAUUAUUCAGUAUCGUGAAAAAACUGGUAAAUUCACUCAUCGUAAAGAGCUACUAAAAGUAAAAGGUAUAGGUGAAAAAGUGUUUCAACAGUGUGCAGGUUUUUUGAGAGUUGGUCCCAUCAAUAUUGAAGAAGAAAAUAAUUUCUAUGAUUCCCCGAAUACAACAAAAUUAGAUAGGACUAUAAUUCAUCCUGAAUCAUACUCUACAGCAAGAGAAUUACUGAAAAAAAUCAAUUUGAAAGAGGUAGAUAUUGGGAGCCAACAUUUCAUAGAAAAAGUGGACAAAAGUAAAAUAAGGGAAAAUCAAUUAUCAAUUGAGCUAAAAACAGAUGAGCAAUCAAUAAAGUUAAUAUUAGAAGCCUUAAGUAAACCCUUGAAUCAUGAUCUUAGAAGUGAAUUGAAGAUUAUACCAUUGUUUAAAAAAGGCCUUACAAGUGUAGAUGAUCUGAAAAUAGGAACUGUUUUAAGUGGUAAGGUGACCAACGUAACACAUUUCGGUUGUUUUGUGGAUAUUGGAGUCAAAUGGAAUGGUUUGAUUCAUGUCAGUAAAAUGAAAGGAGUCCAAUUGAAAAUUGGCGAUAGAGUUGAAGUUGAGGUAAUAAGUAUCGAGUUAGAACGUAAACGAAUUGGACUCAAAUUUCUGAAAAUAUCCUCCAGUUAAAUACUUAAAGACAUUAAAUUAUUAAUUUUAAUUUGUUUUGUUUGUUAUUUGAUGAUUUAUUAUUGAUUGAUUAUAUUUGUGAAAUAUUUUGAAGUUUUCAAUAAAAUUAUCUCAAGAACUAAAUUGUUAUUGUUUGAAUUUAGUUUUGAAAUUACUUAUGUCAUUUUAUUCGCCCAUAUUUGAAAUAUUCAAGGCA
Molecule: messenger RNA, 2663 nt
Organism: Harmonia axyridis
Lineage: Eukaryota; Metazoa; Arthropoda; Insecta; Coleoptera; Coccinellidae
Product: S1 RNA-binding domain-containing protein 1
Exons: 9
Coding region: 143-2467 (774 amino acids)
Biological process (GO): DNA repair; translation
Molecular function (GO): DNA binding; mRNA binding; structural constituent of ribosome
Source: RefSeq, a predicted model, not a curated record